CAUCACCCCAGUAUGACCCACCACCCCAGUAUGACCCGUUACCCCAGUAUAAACCUGAAGCAGAUUCAUUAUCAUUUCAGCAAUCAUCACAACAUCAAAUGGAACUUUUACAGGAGGAUGCUGAUAAUUUAUUUG
This is a messenger RNA of Cetraspora pellucida, 135 nucleotides long. Lineage: Eukaryota; Fungi; Glomeromycota; Glomeromycetes; Diversisporales; Gigasporaceae. The record is from the annotation of a GenBank genome assembly.